Messenger RNA from Branchiostoma belcheri (Belcher's lancelet), 661 nucleotides. RefSeq names its product lysozyme c-1-like. NCBI's taxonomy places the organism in Eukaryota, Metazoa, Chordata, Leptocardii, Amphioxiformes, Branchiostomatidae. The coding region runs from base 86 to 505 and encodes 139 amino acids. The transcript has 4 exons. The record is from RefSeq and is a predicted model, not a curated record. Gene Ontology annotation, molecular function: lysozyme activity.
GCCGCAGACACCACUAGAACUCGUCCGUCGAAGACUAGCUCAGAUACCCGUUGUCCUGUACGUACAAUCUGCUGAGGAGUUCAAGAUGUUUAAGCUGGCUGUGGUUCUGCUGAUGGUUGUGGCGGCGAAUGCCAAGACCUACGAGAAGUGUGAACUGGCGAGAGAGCUGGUGUCUCGUGGCCUGACUUCACGAUCUCAGGCCGGAGAAUGGAUCUGUCUGGUGCAGCACGAGAGUAGCUUCAGGACCGGCGCGCUGGGCGGCCCGAACGGGGACGGUUCCUACGAUCACGGGCUGUUCCAGAUCAACGACUACUACUGGUGCGACAACGGCGGACCACACAACGACUGUGGCGUUUCCUGUUCCAACCUCCGUGACAACAGCAUCGCUGAUGACGUGCGCUGCGCCAAGCUGAUCUACCAGCGUCACGGCUUCAACGCCUGGUAUGGCUGGAUCAACCACUGCCAGGGCCACAACAACGCCAACCUCGUCAACGGCUGCUUCUAAACAUCACGUCAUCAGAAACGUCAUCAUGACAUCACCAGUCACGUGACCGUUGGAGUCGUUUGUCAUAACGUCAUAUCUACUCCAGCAUAGUCAUCACUGCGAUUCCACAAUGUUCUGUUUAGAUAGGAAUCUCAUGAAUAAAGCAUCAGUCGAUGA